GGCGCAGGCGCGGUGGCUGCUUCCGUCACGGGAGCAGCGGCGGAGGGUUGUGCGGGAGCGGUGGGCCUGGGGAAGGGGGCGAGCGGGCCGGGCUCCGCGGGCUGAGUUGAGCCGCGCCGCUAUGAGCUUCUUGUGGGGCGUCAUGGGCGGCCCCAGCGCCGGGCCCCAGCCUUCCGGUGCCGAGACGAUCCAGAAGCUGUGCGACCGUGUAGCUUCUUCCACGUUACUGGAUGACCGAAGGGAUGCCGUCCGUGCUCUUAAAUCUUUAUCCAAGAAGUACCGGUUGGAGGUGGGCACGCAGGCAAUGGAACAUCUCAUCCACGUUCUCCAGACAGACCGUUCAGAUUCUGAAAUAAUUGGCUAUGCCUUGGACACUCUCUACAAUGUAAUAUCGAAUGACCUAGAAGAGGAGGAGCAAGAUGAUUCUGAAGAAGAAAACUUAACAAAAGUUGAUGAUUUGGGGAGUCAGUUCACAGAGAUAUUCAUUAAACAGCACGAAAAUGUCACACUCUUGCUGACUCUUGUGGAGGAAUUUGAUUUCCAUGUUCGCUGGCCUGGAGUGAAACUCCUUACAUCUCUUUUAAAGCAGCAAGGACCUCAAGUGCAGCAGAUAAUUCUUGUCAGCCCUAUGGGUGUUUCCAGACUCAUGGAUUUACUAGCAGACUCUAGGGAGGUUAUACGAAAUGAUGGAGUCCUCUUGUUACAGCAGUUGACAAAAAGUAACGCAGCCAUACAGAAGAUUGUUGCCUUUGAGAAUGCCUUUGAGAGACUUCUGGAUAUCAUAACAGAAGAAGGAAACAGUGAUGGAGGAAUAGUAGUGGAAGACUGUCUCCUUCUAUUGCAAAACUUGUUGAAGAAUAAUAAUUCCAAUCAGAAUUUUUUCAAGGAAGGUUCAUACAUUCAGCGUAUGAAGCCUUGGUUUGAGGUUGGAGAUGACAACUGUGGAUGGUCUGCACAGAAAGUAACUAAUCUCCACCUUAUGCUGCAGCUUGUGCGGGUGCUUGUGUCUCCCACAAAUCCUCCUGGUGCUACCAGCAGCUGUCAGAAAGCAAUGUUUCACUGUGGGCUCUUACAGCAGCUCUGUACAAUCCUGAUGGCAACAGGAGUUCCUGCUGAUAUCCUGACAGAAACCAUAAACACUGUAUCAGAGGUCAUUCGAGGAUGCCAGAUGAAUCAAGACUACUUUGCCUCUGUAAAUGCACCUUCUAAUCCACCAAGGCCUGCGAUUGUAGUACUUCUGAUGUCCAUGGUGAAUGAACGUCAGCCUUUUGUGCUACGUUGUGCUGUUCUCUAUUGUUUCCAGUGCUUUCUCUACAAAAACCAAAAAGGCCAAGGAGAAAUUGUGUCAACACUUCUGCCGUCUACUAUUGAUGCUACAGGUAACUCAGUCUCAGCUGGUCAGCUGCUUUGUGGGGGCCUCUUUUCCACGGACUCCCUCUCUAACUGGUGUGCUGCUGUAGCCCUGGCCCAUGCGUUGCAGGAGAAUGCCACUCUGAAAGAACAGCUCCUUAGAGUUCAGCUCGCCACCAGCAUCGGCAAUCCACCCGUUUCGCUGCUGCAGCAAUGCACCAACAUCCUCUCACAGGGUGAUAAGAUCGACAGACGGGGCAGCAAAGUCCAGACCAGGGUUGGACUUCUGAUGUUACUUUGCACUUGGCUCAGCAACUGCUCCAUCGCUGUCACCCACUUCCUUCACAAUCCAGCCAAUAUACCUUUUCUCACGGGGCAGAUAGCUGAAAACCUGGGAGAAGAGGAGCAACUCGUCCAAGGCCUGUGUGCACUUUUGCUUGGCAUUUCCAUCUACUACAAUGACAAUUCCCUUGAAAACUAUAGGAAAGAGAAGCUGAAGCAACUGAUUGAGAAGAGGAUUGGUAGGGAGAACUUCAUUGAGAAGCUUGGCUUCAUUAGCAAACAUGAACUUUAUUCCAGAGCUGCUCAGAAACCCCAGCCUGGUUUUUCCAGCCCAGAGCACAUGAUGUUUGAUCAUGAAUUUACCAAGCUUGUGAAGGAAUUGGAAGGUGUCAUAAGUAAAGCUAUUUACAAGUCCAGUGAGGAAGAUAAAAAGGAGGAGGAGGUCAAGAAGACAUUGGAACAGCAUGACAACAUUGUGACUCAAUACAAAAAAGUCAUCAGAGAGCAGGACCAGGAGCUUGAAGAACUAAAACAACGGAUUACCACUUUAAUGUCUCAAAAUGAACAGCUCCAAGCAACAGUUACCCAGCAAGUGUCACAGAUCCAACAGCAUAAGGACCAAUAUAAUCUCCUUAAAGUGCAGCUAGGAAAGGACACUCAACAUCACAAUUCCCAUGGGGAUACGUUUCAGAUGAAUGGCAUUCAGACGGAAGAAGUGAGCAAACUAAAAGAGGAGUUGGAAGAAUGGAAAAACAAGCAUGAGCUGCUGCAAGGGCAGAUAAGGGAAAAGGAUUUUCUGAUUGAAAAAUUGAAGUCUUCACAGUUGGAAAUAGGAACAACAGAGUUGUCUUCACAGAACAGCAGAUCUGGUGGUUUGGAGCACAAUAAUGAACUACAAAAGGAGUUAGAAAUGCUCAGGAGUCAGCUACAACUACAGUCUGCAGAAAUCUCUCAGCUUCUGAUAGAGAAUCAAAAGCUACAAGUAAUGAACACAACUGCAGACCCUGUGUUAGGAGACAGUGGUGCAAUAGUAGCAAAGAGUUCUGAAUUGGAGGGACAACUUGAGCAACAAAUCAAAGAAUUGAAGAGUGAAGUCAAAGCCCUUUGUGAGGAAAAAGAAUCACUAAAACAGCACCUGGAUUCAUCCAGCAGUACAGUUGCUAUUUUGCAAGAUGAGAAAAUUAAACUGCAGCAAGAAGUUGCAGAAUCAAAGAAAGAACAAGAUGAUCUUCUCGUGCUUUUGGCUGACCAGGACCAGAAACUAUCUGCACUGAAGAUCAAAUUGAAAGAUCUUGGUGUACCAGUUGAAGAUGAAGACGAUAUUGAGUCUGGAGAUCAAGGGGAUGAAGAUGAGGAUGUGGAGGAAGAGGAACAAGACUAGACUGCUUUUGUGUGUUAUGACGAAAACUAGGUUGCUUCGUUAAUGGGGAGGGAAUCUAUUAAUUGGUAUACAACACAGAACAUCUGCUUAUGAGCAGCAGAUGAGAAAAUGACAACUGUGGGACUAGUUAUAAGUUACUAAAGUGUUUGAAAACCCUUCCUACUAGGUAAAGCAAACAGAAAUCACUGCUUAAGUUCUACAAGAGUAUCCCAAAUUAUACUUGCUUAGAAGUUGCUUUAGAUGCUGUUUAAAGCAUGGGGAUGACAAUGUUACUGCCUCAGUUCAUUGUCAUUGACAUAAGUUCUGUGUGUUCAUCUACAGUUUUAACCUUCUGGAACUGUUAAUUAAAUACAAAAGUAUUUGGUUUA
Neopsephotus bourkii (Bourke's parrot) is the source of this 3381-nucleotide messenger RNA. RefSeq names its product USO1 vesicle transport factor (gene USO1). The coding region runs from base 122 to 3013 and encodes 963 amino acids. The transcript is spliced from 26 exons. Gene Ontology annotation, cellular component: ER to Golgi transport vesicle membrane; endoplasmic reticulum; cytoplasm. Gene Ontology annotation, molecular function: protein binding. The record is from RefSeq and is a predicted model, not a curated record. Lineage: Eukaryota; Metazoa; Chordata; Aves; Psittaciformes; Psittacidae. Gene Ontology annotation, biological process: intracellular protein transport; transcytosis; vesicle fusion with Golgi apparatus.